Candoia aspera is the source of this 2411-nucleotide messenger RNA. It is a transcript of the gene CCDC146, whose product is annotated as coiled-coil domain containing 146. The record is from RefSeq and is a predicted model, not a curated record. Gene Ontology annotation, cellular component: cytoskeleton. Lineage: Eukaryota; Metazoa; Chordata; Lepidosauria; Squamata; Candoiidae. Bases 237 to 2372 code for a protein of 711 amino acids. The transcript has 14 exons.
CAUUUUUAAAGGAUGCUGACAAGAGAAUUAAAGCCCUGAGGGAAAGUUGCGAAGAGCUCCGUAAAGAAGCAACACAGAGAAGGCAAGAAAUUAGAAGCCUGAAAGAAGACCUGUCUUCAAGGCAGAAGCGUCUCACCAAGGAUCACAAAGAACUUGAUGAACUAUUUCGGAAACAAGAAGAACUAAAGGAUGAACUGGUCCGUCUCCAAGCCAUUCCUAUUCAGUUUGGAAAGGAUAUGGAAAAAAUGAGCCGCAGAAUGCAAGAUAUAGAGAGAAAAAAAGUCUUGCUUCAGGAACAAGCGCAAGAAGUUGUGGAGACUGUAAAAAAAAUGGAGGCUAAAUGUGAGGAGACAAUGGAAGAAAAAGAAGAUGCAAUGAAAGAAGUAGAAGGGAAGAAAGCUUUACUGGAGAGCAAAGAGCGAGAAUUUAUCACUUUGACUAAGAUGCACGAGAUGAAUAAAGAGAAUGAAGGAAGUGCCAUUGCAGAAAGGGGCAUGUUAGAAAUGGGUUUUCGCAACUCAUCCAAUAUGAAACAAAAACUGCAUGAUGCUUUGAGUCGGAUGCAGAGAGAGAGAGAGAAAGACUUUAGAAACUUUAAAAAGAUGGAGAUGCAGUUGAAAAUAGCUCAGGAAGGCUUGACACAAGUUCAAUCGCAUCAUGAUAGAAUGCUGUUAGAGAUGGAUGCUGUCCCUAAAGAUGAUGGGACAGUAUCAGAAAGGCGAAGGGAGGUCCAUAGAGAAGUCGAAAUAGUGAAGAGAAGUCUGACUCAGGAGAAAUCAGCAACAGAUGCUGAAAUACGAAUGCUGGACCAGUGUAUUGCUGAAGAAGACCAACUCUUUCGGGCUCAGGAGCAUUACAGGGAAGAAGUUGCCAACUUGAUACGUAUGACACAGCUCAAGGCUGAUGAGAGGGAACAAAAGUCUAAGGAUUUCUUGAAAGCUCAGGUGCGUCUGAAUAACAUUAUUGCAGAAAUAAAAACAAAAGACUUUGAAAUUAGGGAAUAUACAAAGAAACAGAGAGAAAUUCAGAGACAGAUGAGAGAAUUUGCUAAACUCUAUGACAUUGUACGACACGAGAGAAACAAAUUGGUGAACCUUGUACACUGUGCUCGCCAGAAAACAAAUGAAAUUAAAGAUAAAGUCAAAAUGUUAGAUAAUGAGAUGGAAAUCUUAAGGAACAAUGCUGUAAUUAAAGACAGAAAAUUGCAAAAAUACCAGAUGAAGUAUGCAAAUAAUAUUGCAGUCAAAGACAGCAUUCAGUCCGAUGUUUGCAAGGUUUAUCAAACCCUCCAGGAGAUGAAAGAAAAACGGGAGCAGCAGCUGAUGGAUGUUGAACGACUGACCAACACGCUCACCCGUAUUGAGGAUGAAAUGGUCCAGUUGCGUAAAUCAUAUGAAAAGGCUGUUCAACGGCGAAAUGAGAGUGGAGUUCAACUCAUAGAACGUGAAGAAGAAGUGUGUAUUUUUUAUGAAAAAAUAAAUAUUCAGGAAAUGAUGAGCCGAAAUGGCGAUAUAGAGAUUAAUGUGAUGGAUGAGAAAAUACGCUUUCUGCAACUGAAGCUAACUGAGAAAAAGAGGCAGAUUGAAUUAUCUGUGAAAAUGCUGCCAACGAAAAGGACUCUUGAUGCUGAUUUAGUGGUCCUUCAGAUUCAGUUUUCACAGUGCAAGGACAAAAUUAAAAGCCUGGAGAAGCUGUUUACAGACCCUGAUAGAGAAAACAGGACAAGAGCACUGCCUGGAAAAGACCCCUCUAUACAAGAGCUCUUCAGAAAGAUAGAGGAGUUAGAAAUUCAGUUGGCUCGGAAAGAGGAGAAGUUGCUGGAGAAGGACUUCGUUUAUGAGCAAGUGUCCCGAAUGACAGAGAAAAUCAGCGUCAAGGCAGAAAGUGGCAAGGAGGAGACAUUAAUAUUGGCAAAAAAGAUGAACAUACUACAAGAGAAAAUAAAGAGCACAACUCAGAAGAUAAUGGCUCUCAUUGCAGAGCUAUCGAUGCAUCAAGCCGUCGCCAUUAAACUGCAGCAAGAGAUGAGGGACAAAGAACAGACUUUAAUGUGCAUUGCCUCCCGGCUGGAGAAAGGUCUUCCACCUCCUAGAGAAAUAGAGGUGGAAUGGCUCAAGGUUCUACGGGAUGAAAAAAUGCGUAAAAUAGCAAGCGAAACCAAAACAAAACAUGCCCUGGAAGAGGAACAGUCUGCUUUGCCAACUGCUGUACAUACCACGGCUGAGCAGCGUCCCAACGCCUACAUCCCUGAUGAUGAAAAUGUUCUCCCACUACCACGGCCCUAUGGAGCACUGGCGCCAUUCAAACCAAGUGAGCCCGGCGCAAACAUGAGGCACAUAAGAAAGCCAAUUAUGAAACCAAUAGAAAUCUAAGUGACUCAACCUCUGUUGAAGGAGAACACUGCUCAUUCA